Bursaphelenchus okinawaensis is the source of this 1674-nucleotide messenger RNA. Lineage: Eukaryota; Metazoa; Nematoda; Chromadorea; Rhabditida; Aphelenchoididae. The record is from the annotation of a GenBank genome assembly.
AUGGACGAAGAUCUCCAGUUCCUAGAAGAAUCUUACCUCUUCAACGUAUGCUCCAUUCGCCCUCAUGUAGCCGUGGCUACAGAAACCCCAGAACAAGAAGCCCUUGAUCUAGUAUGGUACUCCAAUGUUCUAGUACUGCCAUCGAUAGCACUAGUAGGAAUACUGUGUAAUCUUCUGAAUCUACACAUAUUAACAUCGAAUAAAGCUGCUAGGAGGAUGCCAUCGUGGCAUUUGUUGGUAUCUCUGGCACUGUUCGAUAGCUUAUUCUUGGUGUUUGCGACAUUAGAUGUGACACCUUCUAGUUUACAUUUGUUCAUCAGAAACUCUACUUUGAAUGCGAUGUAUACCAAGAUGGUGUUGUACAUACGAACUAUCGCUUCUACUUUCUUCAGGGCUUCUAUAUUGUAAGUUGUUGAUAAGGGUAGGGUAGGGUAGAAUAAGAUAAUGUGGGUAGACAUAAAGUAAGAUGUGUUUACUAAGUAAUAUAUAGUGUUAUAUAUUCAUAUGUCCAUUUCCAACCACAACCUCAUCACUUACAGAGUAGUAGUAGCCUUCAACAUAGAGAGAUACGUUUGUGUAUGCAAACCUUUGUGGGCACAUCGAGUAUGCACAUCACGGACGUCUCUACUGGCUGUUAUGUUAUCAUUGACAAUAGCAUUUGGAUGCAGUUUACAGUGGCCAUUAGUGUAUCAAGUAACAGAGUGUUUUGACUAUGAAAGCGAUCAUUACUACUACAUUAUUACCAUGAAAACCGACGCUACUCUACAGGUAAGCUUUUUUACAUUUUGUCAUCUUAUGUUUAAACAUACAGUAUAUUUUACUGUACUUUAUUCUAGUAAUUUUGUUUUUAAUUACACCUUAACAUGUUUAAUAUACAUACCAUAAGGUUAUUAAUACAUUAUUAGUUAACAUUAAUGCAAUAUUUCUUCAGAUGUACUACCGCCUGACCAAUAUGGUAUCCCUGGUCAUGUUCAACAUAUUCCCGAUCCUAUUAAUUCUCGUACUCAACUCUCUAUUGGUUCGAACACUAAAACAAGUAGUAGAAUCAGAUAAACGCCGAUCGAGCGGUGCAGAUACAACGACAAUGCUACAGCCGGCUGAAGAAAGUAAUGGCAACAAGUUCAACGCAAACGCCAUUCUGUUCGCCGUAGUAGUACUAUUGUUCGUAUGUAUUGGACCACAAGCACCAGCGAGGUUACUGUACGACUAUCUAGGCCCAUAUCAUCCUACUGUGGUCAUAUAUAUGUGUAUCAGUCAGUUGGUAUGUUGUUUAGGAUAUAUGUACCAUCAUAAUGUUAUCAUUAACAGUAGCAUGUAUCCAUUGUAAUAUAUAUUACACUACCGUACCCAGUGUAAUAUAUAGUAUAAACCCUGUUGUACCUCAUCCUACACCGCUCCACCAUGCCACACCCCACCCCACAUCCUUCUUUACCAUUAUUAAUAUUAGUAUUUCAGUUGGUAUUCCUAAAUGCAUCGCUCAAUUUCUGCAUUUACUGCCUGGUUUCACGAAGAUACCGUAGUUUACUGACCGAGUCGAUAAAACGACUACUACAUCAUGAUGCAGAAUGGUGCAGUUUAACUGGUACUCAAUUGAAAACCAAAAUUUCGGUCCUAAUGGGACCAUCAGGACUACACACAGAAGAGUAUCCUAUGUUGGAAAGACGGGCGUCAUAA